AUGGUGCAGCUUCAGGUGACCAUGUCCCGGCUGCUUUGGACCAUGAAGGUGCAUCUGUUUAUAACUCUUCCAAAUGGUGUCCUCCAAAUUGUGGAUGUGCAGGAGAGUGAUGCUGGGGCUUACCACUGCGUGGCAACCAACGCCGCCCGAAAACGCUACAGCAAUGAUGCCAUCCUCAGUGUCUUAAAAGGUUCCCAGCCAGCAGGAAGAGAUGUCACCAUCGUCGCCGCUCCGGAGAACACCACGGUGGUGGCUGGGGAGAGUGUGGUGAUGGAGUGCAUGGCGUCUGCCGAUCCCACCCCCUUCGUCUCCUGGAUACGACAGGAUGGAAAGCCCGUUUCCACAGAUGUGAUUGUGCUGGGCCGGACAAAUCUCCUCAUUCCUUCCAGCCAGCCCCAUCACUCAGGGGUGUAUGUCUGCCGUGCUAACAAACCCCAGACCAGGCAGUUCGUUACAGCCGCAGCUGAGCUCCGGGUCCUUGCUACACCCAGCAUCUCCCAGGCUCCUGAAACCAUCUCUCGCACCCGAGCCAGCACGGCUCGGUUUGUCUGCAAGGCGGAGGGCGAGCCAGCCCCAACCAUUCACUGGCUGAAGAACGGCGAGGCCAUCCUCUCCAACGGGCGGGUGAAGGUGCAGAGCAGCGGCAGCCUUGUGAUCAAUCAGAUCGGGUUGGAGGAUGCUGGCUACUAUCAGUGUGUGGCUGAGAACAGCUUGGGCAUGGCUUGUGCCACUGCCAAGCUCUCGGUGAUCGUGCGGGAGGGUUUGCCCAGCGCUCCCAAGAAGGUGUCAGCCGUGUCCCUCUCCAGCACCACAGUCCUUGUGUCCUGGGAGCGGCCAGAGUACAACAGCGAGCAGAUCAUUGGCUUCUCAUUACAUUACCAGCGGGCUGUGGGAACAGAUAACGUGGAAUACCAGUUUGCUGUCAAUAAUGAUACCACUGAGCUGCAAGUCAAGGACCUAGAACCCAAUACCAACUAUGUCUUCUACGUGGUCGCGUAUUCUCAGCUCGGAGCCAGCCGGACAUCCUCUUCCAUUAUUGUUCAGACCCUGGAGGACGUUCCUAGUGCUGCCCCUCAGCUGUCCCUGUCGAGCAUGACUCCUGGUGACAUCCGUGUGACAUGGCUGCCGCCUCCUCCAGAGCUCAGUAACGGCAAGAUAACGAAGUACAAGAUCGACUACUGCACCCUCAAGGAAGAUCAGGUUACCUCCAUUGAAGUGGGUGGAAAUGAGACACAAAUCACUCUUUACUCGCUCCAUCCCAACAAAGUAUACAAAGUUCGCAUCGCAGCCAGCACCAGUGUGGGCUACGGGGCCCCUUCUGAGUGGACUCAGCAUCGGACUCCUGACAGAGACAACCAGACACAUGUUCCAUUUGCCCCAACAGAAUUAAAAGUGCGAGCGAAGAUGGAGUCUCUCCUGAUAACAUGGCAGCCCCCAGCCAACCAUGCCCAGAUAUCUGGCUACAAACUCUACUACCGACAAGUGGGCCCAGAGGAGUCCAGCGAUGAAAGCCCUUUGGAUGGUGCUGAAGAUGAGAGCUGGGAUGUAGGCCCCAUAAAACUAAAGAAGAAAGUGAAGCAGUACGAGCUGACUCGACUAGCUCCUGGGAAACUCUAUGAGGUGAAGCUGGUGGCAUUCAAUAAGCACGAAGAUGGUUAUGCAGCGGUUUGGAAGGGCAAAACAGAAAAGGCACCUGCAACAGCAGUAGAUCCCCCUGUGCAGAAGGGUCCUCCAUUGCCUCCAGUCCAAGUCUAUGCAGAGUCCAACAGCUCAACUUCCAUAUGGCUCAGGUGGAAGAAACCUGACUUCACUACAGUCAAGAUUGUCAACUACACUGUGCGCUUCAGCCCUUGGGGCCUGAAAAAUGCCUCUCUCGUUACGUACUACACAAGCUCGGAUGAAGACAUUCUCAUUAGUGGGUUGAAGCCCUACACUAGGUAUGAGUUUGCCGUGCAAUCCAAUGGCGUUGGCAUCGAUGGACCCUUCGGCAGUGUGGUGGAACGGUUCACGCUUCCUGACCGUCCCUCAACUCCUCCAUCUGACCUGCGGCUGCACCCGCUCAACCCCUACGCUGUCCAGGUGCACUGGUGCCCCCCUGCUGAGCCCAACGGCAUCAUUGUGGAGUAUCUCAUCCUGUACAACGCCAACAACACGCAGCCUGAUGACAUGUGGACCUUGCUGACGCGAGAAGGAAAUAUCUUCAGCACUGAAGUGCAUGGCCUGGAAAGCGAUACCAGAUACUUCUUCAAGAUGGGAGCAAAGACGGUCGUGGGAUCUGGUCCCUAUUCAAACGUUAAGGAUGUGCACACCCUCCGGGAGAAGUUGUCUGAUGUUCUGGAUAUCCACUCUGUCACGGGAAUCAUCGUGGGAGUCUGCCUGGGGCUGCUCUGCAUCCUCUUCUGCAUGUGUGCCAGCUUCCGCAACAGCAAGCAGAGGGAGGCUUUGCCAGGCCUGGAUUCCCAGGCAGCUGGCAACCACACUUACUACCACCGGAGCAGGCAAGGGGUGGCAGCUCCCCGUGCCACCUCGGAUUCGCAUGAGCUAGAGUCCCUCAUGUCCCCGCUCCCGGAGGAUGCACCCGUGCCCCUGGGGGACAUUGCAGAACUGACGGAAGUGCACAGCCUCAUCCACACAAGCCUCCCUGAGGACAUCGUCCAUGGGAAGAGGAAGUCUUCAUGGAAUAAAUCAGCUAACCAGCCCUGGACAAACAGCAUAGCCAGAUACGGGGACGCUAUCACAAAAGAGCCUCUCUCUGCUGUGAACGGAUCACUGAAGCUCCCUUCCAGUGCCGGACAGAAGCUUUUGUUACAAGCUCUGGUUUACGAUGCCGUGAUGAAUGAAGCAAAGAAAAGCCAUCCACCAGCCAGCCUCCACCAAGUGGAAGCAGAGGUCAUCGUCCAUUCUGAUUUUUCAGCCUCUGACAGAGACUACGACUCCCAGCUGCACACUCUGGAGAGUGAAGAGACAGAAACUGAGGACCAGGAGCCUGAAGAGCUCCCCUCCGGAGAGCUGGCUCUUCCCAGCUCUCCCAGCACCCAGCAGGACGCUACCCAAGUGUUGGUGGGCUGCACGGGCGAUUCUGAGGUUCAGACCCAGAACGAGCUGUUGUGUACCGACAGAAAGACUAACAAAACAGAGGCCAUUUGCAUCCGUGGGCUCACCAAUGGCUUCCACAGGCACGGGGAAAGUCUGGAUUCAGUGGAGAGCGGAGAUUCGGACUCCAUCCAGGAAGCCAGGGGGGAUGUGCAGCCAGGCAAGUGCCAAUCGCUUUCCCCGGCCCAGGAGGAGGCCACCCUCUGUAGUAACUCUUGUUUAACCAGUUCAUCCUCAGCAUCUGAGAACAUGGCAUGUGUCCACAAUCAUUGAAGAGUGAACUAAUCUGAUUUUGAUCAUGGGAGAGCUAGAAGCACUAGUAAGGGCCUGUCCCUGUGAGGUACUGCAUGCCCUCGACUCACUGAGCCCAGCAGGAGCUAAGAAGGUGCAGCAUCUCACCAGAACAGGAUUCGGACCCGUCAGCUGUACAUAUUGCCUUCAAGAAGUCAACAGGUAGAUUGGUAAGGGCCCAUCUUCUUCCCGCUGAAGCUGGUGAGUAACUUGUUUUUUGUGGGAGCAGGAUUGAGCCAUCUGCCAAAGUCUGACGUGAAACCACGGCUGGAACAGAGCCUUCUGCGUUAGACUGGGGCUGUCACUUCGCUGUAGUCCUCGAGGUGACUGGCAAGACGUCUUUUAAUGCCGGGAAGAGGCAGGGUACACCGAGCGAUUCUUCUCAACUCUCUCUUCACCGGGGAGCGCCUUGGCACUACCUACUGCCUGCAGCAUUGGGAUGAAUUUUGUCACAGGAGUCCCACAAAGGGGUGGAAGCCAACCCAAAAAAAUUCAGUGAGCUGUAACCACCAACCUUUUCUGCCCUCCCGUGGUUAAAAGGAUUAUAAGGCUCUCUUUGUACGCUACCGCAGUAACUAUUACUAGCAGGCUGAUGUAGUGGCCUUUUAUUACACACUCUACGAGUGCCUCUAACAACUUGUACUAUAUAGAACCUUCUUCAGUGUCUGGGUCAUUUCACCAACCUGGACUUUGUUUUACGUAGGUUCUUGUACCUAAUAUUUUAGGUACACAUCUGUCCUUUUAAUGUACAACAUGUAUUUUUAUUUCCUUGGAACAUCUUUAUAUUAUUUAAUUUUAUAAAGUGGAGUAGUGUGUGGUAUAGAGUAGCAUUUUUACUACUUCUCUCUCUCUUUAUUUUUUUCCUCCCUAACAACACAACUACCUCAUGUCUGUUGGAGAAAAAAAUAGCAGUGGAUCUACUCUUUUGUUAUAGUCCAUUAUAGGUUUUAACUUAUUCUUAUACUGCCUUUUUCUAAAGAAUAUGUUUGCACUGGUUGUUGACUCUUUUCUAAUGCAUAGUGCUGCAGAUCUGAUGUCUCUCUUGCUUUAUUUCUAAGUAUUGCUGUAGGACACCUUCCCUACAGCUGGAGAAUUGGGUUGUGUUUCUCCGUAGGACUGUGUUUUGCAGGAGCUGGCCAAAGGCGGCUGCCUCAGCUGGAGGGAUGUUGAUCCAUCCUUCCUUAAGAAGCUCAUACUAGCGAAGAGAAAAAAGAACCAACAAUUGCAAAAGUAACUUCUGAUCUUGGGGACAUCCAUUUCUUUUUUUUGUGCCCAAGUGGAGACAUCUCACAUGAUUUUGAUUUCCAGAGAGCAGCUCUCGGCUUUCUCUAAGCAGUGGACUUGCUGAAGGCUUUGGAUGAACAAGUGAAAUUUUCCAGUCACUUCCAGUCCUGGCCAAAUUGCUUUGGGUUUGUUUUUUUUUAAAGACCAGAGCACCACCAGAGCUUAAAAAUUAAAAUCAAAUAUUCGCUCUUAUACCAGUCAGUCUGGGUUUAUUACAGAUAACGUUUGAAGAUCAUCCGGUGACUCUUGCUUGCUGACACUGCUUACUGCUGACAUGUCUCUCAGCCUGGCCUGCUGGUGUGGGGUGAAUUUUUUUCUGCCUUGUCUUUAGCCUGUCUCUGCCCUGUUCCGGGCUUGCAGAGUUUGACUGUGAACGCUACAGAUUGGACCAGCUCCUUGGGGGUAACAAAGAUUGGUAAUUCCGCUCAUUGGUUUGGUAAAUGUUCUGCUUUCCUGGAGGAUUCAGACAUCUGGCCAUUUGUUUACUAAAAAAUGAGGGAAAAGGUGCCCAUCUCCCUUUUUUCCUACCGAAAUUCCCCCAAAACUAUACGGGGAGCUGUGUGCUGAUCUGAGGUCCUGUAAAAGGCUUUAGACUUUGUUUUUUAUGGUGAAACCUGGACUGAGAUACCACUGCUUGCAGCAGGGAGAACCUUGCUCUGCCAGUAUCCUAUUCCUGGCUCUGUUGUGAAGAGCCACAGUGUGCCCUGUCUUUGGAGCUGAGCUGGACCAGCCUGUGUCCUUGCAAUCCUCCAUCAAACCCUGUUAGCUCCGGCUCUUCAAUAGAGGAGUACCACCAAGUCUCCAUGUACCCUGUUGGGAAGGAUACUGGAACUUCCACCUCUCCCCAUCCUACAGUGUCUCCUCCCAGUGUGACACACCGUUCUGGUAAAUGGCUUUAUUUCCACUUGUUGCUCUUGCUCUGUUGCUCCAGCUGCUGCUCGGUAUCUUGAGGAGUCUCAGAAAUACCAUUCCAUGCUCUGAAGUGCUGUGACUCUGAAGGCCGUGGCACAGAGACUGGAAAUCGGUGCCAGUGAGCAGGCUAGGCAGGAGUUAGUGAGCGUGCACUGCCAGAGCGAGGAGCUAGAACAACGAGAAGUCAUAACUGGGCAGAGGAAGUGCAUAAUUAACCUCCAGAACUCACUGCUACAAGACUUUGAAACUAGUGACUUAGCAUGGUUACAGAUAAGGCAGUGAAGUGUUAUUGCAGGCAAUAAGGGCAAUUCACAGUUAUAUGGGAGCGGGUGCAAUUGCAGAGGUAUAAACCCUCCAGCUGUGGGGUACCGGGCACCAGCUGAGGGGGGGGAGAUUUCUGCAGCUGGACCUCAGUUUGUAGUUAGUUUCAUGGAAGAGUCCUUGCCCUUCCUCAGUGACAGAACAGAUCCUGUACAAGCCACAUUCCCGCUGCUGUUGUGCAGAAGGGGAGAGGGAUACUUCUCCAAAAAGCUCACUCCAGAGGAACCCCCGGUGACUUCCUUUCAGCUCCUAAACCACCUGCCAGCAUGACAGUAUGCCAAAGGACCGCUUUCACUGGGCAUCUCGGCUGCUGGAGGCCGUGCCAGGAGGAGUUUGACCAGCAGCAGACACAACUGGGGCACUGGAGUUCUCCUUGUGGGCCCCUGUUGUGACACAACCUGGGGCAGGUCAUGUACCAUCCCUGAGCUUUCCAUCCAGGGGCCUGUGGGGAUGGAGCUUAGUCCAGUGGCUGAUUUAGGAGCGUGCCACAGUUUCUGGGGCGCUCUUUUGUUAUACGCACGCAUUGCUUUGUCCAUACUGACUUUAGCAGUCGCAUAGCUAUGGGGUGAGCAUUGCUGAUCUGCCUAAAAGCUGUCCCUGCCUGUCACUGAAGCCAACACAAGCAGGCACAAUGUGGCAUGGUUGGGUCACCAACCCUGGAUCACCUUGGGCCAAUCACUAAAUCACCAAAGUAGUUAUGUGCUCCAAGAGCUUUGGGGGAGAUGCAGCAGAGUGCAAACAAUUCUACUUACGCAUCACAAAAAUACUUUGUCUCCUCAAUGCUGAGGCUUACUCUGAUCUUGUUACACCCCACCGAAUUGUACCAGCAUGUGAAACGGGCAGCAUUUGGAUGUCCAAGUACUGCGGUGGCCGUGGAGUGGUAUGCCAGACCUCAGCUAGAGCAAUCCAGGCAGUUCCCUCGGAGCCAAGAGGUCCCCCCUGACCGGCAGCAGCCAAGCUGUUCCCUGUACAAAGGAGGCGCGUCCAGGCAGGGGGCUGGCUGUCCUUGGCUGACUCGGCUGUACCCCAGGUCCCUCCUGUCCUCAACACACGUGGGACCUUUCUAGUUUCAGCUAGAAAUGAUUGGAAGAAGACAGAUAACACACAUUUUAUGUGUAAAGCUGAAACAACCAGUGCAUAUAUUUUUUUAUCAUGAAAUAAGCUUUCUUGCAGGUUUCUCACAGACACACAAACUAUCGGUACCUUUAAUUACCCAUCAUACUUAAUGUUCCUACACAUCGGGCUCCUUUCUCCCUUUUCUUCCUUUUGGUAACACUAAAGAUUAUUGCUGUUCAACUUUUUGCUGGUGUAUAUUGUUUUACAUUGUUAAAAUGUCAGGUUUGUCUCACUGGCAUAAUUUUGUAGUACUAAUGUUACCGUUCGGCUACACAACUGUAUAUUCCCCAUGCUGCUGCGAGAGUCACAGUUCUCAUCCUUUUAUUUCUUUUAAUUCCUUGUUAGAUGAAACACGUGACUCGGAUUAAAAUCUCUUUCAACUUUUUGUUGAUUUGAUUUCUUACUUAACAGACAGCGCAGUUCUGGUUUAAAUAGCUCAAAUGAGUUAAUUUAUAAUCUAGGUUUUGAGAUUUUUUAUUUUUUUUACAUUACUAGCUAACAAUCCUGAGAUCAGCCCAUGAAAUACGCUGUGUAAGAAAGCAACCGUUUUAAUAGAGUGCUAUAUAUGUUUUUGAUCUCAUUAGAAAUAGAUGUUUUGAAGGGAUCAUCGUGUCUUUUCUAAUCAAUACUUUUGUUAGAAAAGAGGUGUUUAGUCCAGCAGAAAUCUACCAUCUAGUUCUGUUAUUGUAUUCCCUUGCUUGUAUUUUAAAAUUAAAUUUUGUUUAAUUUUCUACACAGUGCAUAAGGAUGUGUAACCAGAACUUGAUCUCGUUUGAAGAUUGUGUCUGUGUUUGGUUCCAUGCUGUACUUAAUUAUAAAUUUCUUUCUUCAGAGACUGUUCUUACUCCACAAAUACUCUUUAGUGUUAAAGUGUAAGAAGACAUUGUCCUUAUAUUCCUUAACU
This is a messenger RNA of Chroicocephalus ridibundus (black-headed gull), 7921 nucleotides long. It is a transcript of the gene IGDCC4, whose product is annotated as immunoglobulin superfamily DCC subclass member 4. Gene Ontology annotation, molecular function: protein binding. Gene Ontology annotation, biological process: cell-cell adhesion. The record is from RefSeq and is a predicted model, not a curated record. NCBI's taxonomy places the organism in Eukaryota, Metazoa, Chordata, Aves, Charadriiformes, Laridae. The transcript is spliced from 18 exons. Bases 1 to 3366 code for a protein of 1121 amino acids.